AUGAAGACAACGACAACGAGAGCGGUGAUGCUCGCCCUCCUCAGCAGCAGCGGCUUCGCGGCCGGCGCCCGGGCCGCCGCGAACCUGUGUUUCUUCCCGGGGGGAAUUCAGGCCAGAGAUGUGCCGUGCGACCCCAAGGCCGAGGUCAGCAUGUGCUGCGGCAGCGUCAAUGCGUGCCUGAGUAACGGGCUGUGCAAGCUCGACGACACGUCGAACAACACAGGCAUCGCGUACGCAAGAGGGACGUGUUCGGAUCCGACGUGGCAGAGCCCCAUUUGUCCACAGAACUGCGUGUUGAACCCCGACACGCGAAAAAACAGCUCGGCCUUCGACUUUCGGUUCAACGGCGUACAGGUGUGGCAAUGCGACAGUCAGGGCUUCGGCGUACCGGGCAAGUUCUGCUGUGAAUCGGCCGCCGAGAAGACGCGGUGCUGCAGCACGCCAGCAGCCAUCUUCGGCCCCUUGAUCGCCGCGACGCCGGGCAACGCCGCCGCCGUGCAAACGCUCAACACCCACGCCCAGUCAUCGCCGACGCCGUCCGGAUCAGGUCAGAGCAGCGGCGUCACGGGCACGCCGUCGCAGCAGACCCCGGACAUGACGGCCGCCCCGACGAUGUCGAAUCAGGUUACCGACACGUCGGGCGGGGCGGGUGCGAGCUCGCCCACAGGGUCGAGUGACAACGACAACAGCAACAACCAAGACGAUGGACAAAAGGGGAUAGGGAACGUGGCGAUCGUGGGGAUGGGCGUCGGCGCGAGCGUUGGCGGCGCGCUGCUGGUGGCCGCAGGCGUCAUGUGGUGGUUGCGUAAAGAGAGGCAGAGGAGAGGACCCGUGGAAUUGGACGGCUUGAGUAGCAACGGCGGCGGCGACUUGUCGCCGUCGGGUACGACACGGAUCGCCUAUGGGGGGAUGAACAUCAACAACGGAACAGCGACGGUUAGUUCGAUGGGCACGGGUACGUAUGGCAUGGUGGGCAACCCCGUGGUCGUGAGAAGGGUGAGUAGCGACUGGGAAGGGAGCCCGGGUGGGAUCGGCGGGAGUUACCAGAUGGCUGAGAUUGAUGGAAAGGAGACGCUUGCCAUGCCGGAGCCGCAAGGGAGGAAGAAGAGUAUGUACGAGUUGCCAUAG
This is a messenger RNA of Colletotrichum spaethianum, 1128 nucleotides long. RefSeq lists its product as uncharacterized. The record is from RefSeq and is a predicted model, not a curated record. The transcript has 2 exons. The coding region runs from base 1 to 1128 and encodes 375 amino acids. Lineage: Eukaryota; Fungi; Ascomycota; Sordariomycetes; Glomerellales; Glomerellaceae.